CUUAGGAGUGUGUGUAUAUAUUUGCAUCAGGUGUGGCCGUCUUCGCUCAGAGCAACACGGUUACAGAGAAAGGGAGAGAAAGAAAGGAUGGGAGAGGGAGAGAUGAUAAAAGAGUUGGAGAUGGGAGAGAAACGGAGUUCAGCACGGGACGUCGGAGGACUCAACCGGGAGGAACUUGACGAUGAUGGCCGGCCAAAGAGAAGUGGAACGGUUUGGACGGCAAGUGCGCAUAUCAUCACAGCAGUCAUAGGCUCAGGUGUCCUAUCGUUGGCAUGGGCCACGGCUCAACUUGGGUGGAUUGCUGGACCUGUAACGCUGUUGCUCUUCUCCUUCAUCACCUUCUACACCUCCUGUCUCCUAGCAGAUUGCUACAGGACUUCAGAUCCCAUCUCUGGGAAGAGAAACUACACCUACAUGCAGGCGGUGAAAUCCAACUUAGGUGGAACACAGGUUUGGCUCUGCGGACUCUGUCAAUAUGUCAACUUAUUUGGAGUUGGCAUCGGCUACACCAUCACUGCAUCCAUAAGUGCGGCGGCGGUGCACAAGUCCAAUUGUUUUCAUGCGAAGGGCCACGAAGCUGAUUGCAGUGUUUCAGACAGUCUCUACACGGUUGUAUUUGGGAUUGUCCAAAUUUUCCUCUCCCAACUGCCCAACUUUCAUAAGUUAUGGUGGUUAUCCAUAGUUGCUGCGGUCAUGUCUCUGGCUUACUCCUUCAUAGCUGUUGGUCUCUCAACAGCCAGUAUAAUCUCAGGUAAUACCGCAAAGACAUCCAUAACAGGAACAGAGGUUGGGGUAGAUGUUGAUUCAUCGCAGAAGGUUUGGAAGGCAUGCCAGGCACUUGGAGAUAUCGCAUUUGCCUAUUCAUAUUCCGUGAUUCUAAUAGAAAUCCAGGAUACUCUGAGAAGCCCUCCGGCAGAGGUCAAGGUGAUGAAAAAGGCUUCCUUCAUGGGCGUCUCCACAACGACAGUUUUCUACGUACUGUGUGGCUGCCUUGGAUAUGCUGCAUUUGGAAACCGUGCUCCGGGGAACUUACUCACUGGGUUUGGAUUUUUCGAGCCCUACUGGCUUAUUGACGUUGCCAAUGUUUGCAUCGUAGUGCAUUUAGUUGGUGCAUAUCAGGUAUUCAGCCAGCCAAUAUUUGCUGCAGUUGAGAAAUGGAUUGCCGAAAGGUGCCCGAACAACAAAAUGUUGACUUACGAGCAUCGUGUGACAAGUAAUGGACAUUUUGGAUGCAGUGUCAAUAUGUUUCGACUGAUUUGGAGAACAGUUUUUGUCGUGAUAAGCACCCUUCUAGCAAGCAUGAUGCCUUUCUUCAAUGAUGUGCUUUCAUUCCUGGGAGCUGCUGGAUUCUGGCCUCUUACAGUAUAUUUUCCUAUCACGAUGUACAUUUCACAAAAGAACAUCGCAAGGUUCACACCCAAGUGGAUAGUCUUGCAGAGCAUAAGCUUCCUCUGCUUUGUUGUCGCGCUAGCUGCAGCUUGUGCUUCCAUUGAAGGGGUAAUUAAAUCACUCCGCCACUAUACACCAUUUCAUACUAGGUCAUAAGUUGUUACUCAAAUAAAAGCUCGGCAAUGUUUUUGAGUAGAGACUUGCGAGCAGCCAUGGUUGUGCUCCAUUGUAGUAGCUAUAUGUUCAAAUUUUUCUUGCAAUAUGUUUGUAAUAGCAUUUUCCGCAGAGCAGGCAUGGGCCCUGCAUAUGUUUUCUUGUUCUCAAUAAUCAUCAAAACUCUUCAAGCUUUUGACCUG
Molecule: messenger RNA, 1745 nt
Organism: Elaeis guineensis (African oil palm)
Lineage: Eukaryota; Viridiplantae; Streptophyta; Magnoliopsida; Arecales; Arecaceae
Product: amino acid permease 3
Source: RefSeq, a predicted model, not a curated record